UUCUUGUAAUAAGGUCACUUGCGUAACCUCUCUUCCUUGAAAUGUACUCGUUACUGUACUUGGCAGAUAGUACUAAUAGUUUUGUAGAUAGUAAAAUAUAUACACAAAAAGAAACGAACAGUGAAAUGUGUUUAUUUCGUUCUACACGCGGUGUACGCGCGACGUUGAAAAACCGUUCUACAAUAGCGUAAACGUAGUCGCAAUAUCAGUGUACACGAUGGCAGAAAACGAUUUCAGAAUCCCAAAUUUGCAGGACAUAUAUACUCCUUUUGGUCUACCAUUGUCUGGAAUAUAUAAGCGAAGUUACGCUCAUGUGACAAUCAGGGACAGAUUACCAGUGAUAUUAACAAAAAUCGUUGAUACGUUCUGCCAGAAUAAAAGCAAAAUUAUAAAUACAUACAGUGAGGAUGCUGAGAAGGAUAUGAAAGAGAUUAUAGGAUUUAUAAGUCAGCUGAAAAAUGAAAUAGUCACUAAUAAAACAUUGAAGCCACUGCGUUUAAACACAGCAGUUAUUAAUGAUGCAGAGGAAUGGAAUAAAUAUCUGGAGUAUCGAACACACAUAGAAGAUGGAAUUCCCAUGUGGUUUAAUACAACAUGGUUAUACUGCGAAGGCUAUAUGUAUCGUGUGUUAGCUCAAGAAAUAAGUUUAACGAAUAUCUUACACAGUUACGAUCCAUUCGAGUAUAAUAAGCAAACUGAUUUCAUUAAUUCCAUUGAUUCUAUGGACUUAAUUGCUUUGUAUAUAAAAGACAUAAUAUGUAAUAAGGAAUAUAAUAAGGACAAUUCGAAGAAUGAUUUUCUGAAGCUUUUGAAAUUGAGCCUGUGGGGUAACAGACAUGAUCUAUCUGCAACUGCAGGAUCCCCUUCUAGCCAAACUGGUAAUCCACUUGUAAUAGUGGAGUCUUUAAACCAGAAUAUAGUAGUAAACGAUUGGGAAAUUGUUUGGGACAUCAUAAACAAAAAGAUGAAAGAGAAUGAUAAUGUUCACAUAGUACUUGAUAAUGCAGGAUACGAACUUUUCACUGAUCUGUGUUUAGCAGCUUUUUUGGUUACUAUUGUACCUAUGACUAAGAUAACGUUCCAUGUAAAACUAUACCCAUGGUAUGUGAGUGAUACAACUAUUCACGAUUUUCUAUGGACGUUGAAUUACAUGAAUAAACUAAACCAUUAUCCAAAUAUCCAAUUAUUGGGCAAGACGUUCAAAAAUCUAAUGGACCGCGAAAUUUGGUGUAUCAAGGAAGAGCCUUAUUGGACAGGACCGUAUGACUUCACGCAAAUGAAAGAAAAAGAAAAGAAUAUAUAUGCCCAAUUUUCCGACGCUAAAUUAGUAAUAUUUAAAGGUGAUCUGAAUUACAGAAAGCUUCUAGGUGAUGUAAAUUUUAAGUAUAAUACAAGUUUUGCAGCUGCAUUGGGCGAUUUUCAACCAACAAAUAUUUUAAGUUUGCGCACUAUGAAAUCUGAUAUUUGUGUCGGACUACCAAAUGAUACAGCCGAAUUUUUUGAAAAUCAUAAAGAUAAACUGAUAACUGGAGAGUACGGUCUCAUUCAAGCAGCUUUGUUUAAAAUCUAAAAUAUUAGAUCUUUCUUUAAAACAAAAUUAAAAAGUCCUAUAAAAAUAUAUAAAGUUAUAUAGCACAAUAUUUGUACAUAUGCACGAGAUAUCAUGUAUCAAUAUAUGUAUAAAACUGAUGAUCAAAAAAUCUUUAUACUUUUUGUAACAUAUCUAUAUUUAUUCUGUGCUUGUAUAUUAAUUAUUUGAUCCGUUAUAGUCUGUGCAUAUAUUAUGUAUAUUUCUAUAUGUAUACACAAAAUCUAAUUACAACUAUUUUCUAAUA
Molecule: messenger RNA, 1835 nt
Organism: Solenopsis invicta (red fire ant)
Lineage: Eukaryota; Metazoa; Arthropoda; Insecta; Hymenoptera; Formicidae
Product: damage-control phosphatase ARMT1
Exons: 7
Coding region: 218-1570 (450 amino acids)
Biological process (GO): DNA damage response
Cellular component (GO): cytoplasm; nucleus
Molecular function (GO): phosphatase activity
Source: RefSeq, a predicted model, not a curated record